AUGCCUCUUCGAGACCUAUUGAAGAAGAGAGACAAAAUCAAGACUGAAGGCACUGCUUCAAGUGACCAUUCUGGACCUCCUUUAUCUCCCGAUGUUCCAGAGUUUACGUUUAUGCGCACGACGACCAAUACUCAGGAGCGCAUCGAGCCACCGAAUUACCCUGGCGACCCGACGCGCCAGCAGCCAUUGCUUUCGCCAGACUCGCACAAAUCUUUUGGGAGGUUCAGGAGGUCAAGCAAUGCAUCCCAGACACAGAGCGGGGGGGACGAGCAUCGCGGGAAGGGGGACAACAUGCUCUCGGGCUUCCGUCGAAGUAGAUCUUCGAGCUCGGUGAACGUCCCAGGGAACCUGCCUGCCGUAAACGAGGGUGUUGCGCGCAACGAGGAUGACGAGGCCAAGUGGGAAAAAAGAGCAACCAUUAUGGUGCAAGGAAGCGUUUUGAGCCAAAGUGGGAGCACGACGCCGGUGCACGAGGGUGGAAAUGCAACGUCACAACGAGCGAGGAGUCGAAGCAUUAGCGAACCUUCAGGAGAUACAAACAUACAGGAGGCAAUACGACUACAUGAGUCUGGAAAUCUUGAAGCAUCGACUAAGCUCUUUGCGAAACUGGCAGACCCGAAUGGAGAGAAUAAUGCUCUCAGUCAAGUCCUUUACGGGCUUGCUCUGCGGCAUGGCUGGGGUUGUGAAAAGAACCUCGAACAGGCCGUCACAUAUCUCAAUCUUGCAGCUUCCAAUAGUGCUAACAUAGAGGCACUUGCACUGUCAGCGGGUAUGAAGAAGGGGGGAGCAGCAAAAGGCGAGCUGGUACUCGCCAUGUACGAGCUGGCUAAUUGCUUCCGGAAUGGUUGGGGCAUCAAGAAAGAUCCGGUGGCCGCAAAGCAAUACUACGAGACGGCAGCUAAUCUAGGUGACACUGAUGCUAUGAACGAAGUAGCCUGGUGCUAUCUUGAAGGCUUCGGAUGUAAGAAAGACAAGUUCAAAGCGGCUCAGUUUCUUCGACUCUCUGAGGAAAAGGGCAAUAAACAACUAGGUAACACAUGGUAA
Messenger RNA from Aaosphaeria arxii CBS 175.79, 1044 nucleotides. Its product is annotated as HCP-like protein. Bases 1 to 1044 code for a protein of 347 amino acids. NCBI's taxonomy places the organism in Eukaryota, Fungi, Ascomycota, Dothideomycetes, Pleosporales. Gene Ontology annotation, molecular function: protein binding. The record is from RefSeq and is a predicted model, not a curated record. The transcript has 4 exons.